UUCACCGUUUCUGCCCGUCUCGCCAGAGCCACAGCUAGCCGGAGGUCUCGCAGGGUCGAGGGUCCUGCCCCGCUCGCUCCGUGUUCCACGCCUCGGCUACUGAGAUCUACGCUCGCUUGCUUUGUGGUCCAGCAUCGUUAUCAGUGAAGAGCGUGACCCCGGACUUAUCCGCGGAAAGGUACUGGUUGCAGGUUGCAGGUUCUGGUCAGUGACUUUGCAGGAUGCUAGUUGUGUGGGCCACUCCAGCGUGCUGGUGAAGCUUCUCGUGUGUGACUGGGAGGAAAGAUGGCCCACAGAAUGCCGGCGCAGGGAAAAGUGACCAUCUCGGUGGAUGAGUACAGCUCUAACCCAACACAGGCCUUCACACACUACAACAUCAACCAGAGCCGCUUCCAGCCACCCCAUGUGCACAUGGUAGACCCCAUUCCGUAUGACACUCCCAAGCCCAGUGGUCACACGCGCUUCGUGUGCGUGUCGGAUACACAUUCUCGGACAGAUGGUAUCCAGAUGCCGUAUGGGGACGUGCUGUUACACACAGGGGACUUCACGGAGCUCGGCCUGCCCUCCGAGGUCAAGAAGUUUAACGACUGGUUAGGGACUCUGCCAUAUGAGAUUAAGGUGGUCAUCGCCGGGAACCAUGAGCUCACCUUCGAUAAGGACUUCAUGGCUGAGCUCGUGAAACAGGAUUACUACCGCUUCCCCUCAGUCUCCAAGCUCAAACCUGAGGAUUUUGACAAUGUGCAGUCUCUCCUCACGAACUGUAUUUACCUGCAAGACACAGAUGUCACAGUCAAAGGUUUUCGAAUAUAUGGGACGCCAUGGACCCCGUGGUUUAAUGGCUGGGGUUUUAACCUACCCCGGGGCCAGUCCCUGCUUGAUAAGUGGAACCUGAUCCCAGAGGGUGUUGAUAUUCUCAUGACCCAUGGACCUCCUCUUGGCUUUCGUGACUGGGUGCCUAAGGAGCUGCAGCGUGUUGGCUGUGUGGAGCUGUUGAACACAGUGCAGCGGCGGGUGCGACCAAAAUUGCACACCUUCGGGGGAAUACAUGAGGGCUAUGGCAUUAUGACAGACGGGUACACUACAUUCAUUAAUGCUUCUACCUGCACCGUCAGCUUUCAGCCAACUAACCCUCCUAUCGUGUUUGACCUCCCAAACCCCUCCAGCUCUUGAACAUCUUGAAACCAUCUCAUUGCCCUCCUUUUCCCCUUAAUAUUACUUUAAAAUAAUUAUGUUAAGUGUUUCUUUGUAAAUUGUUCAGUGGAACUUGAACUUAGUGGGUGGAAAGGGUUGGGUGGGGUCAAGGUAAACAAUUUCUUUAAAAAAAAGAAGAAAUCUGUAAGAUAACAUUUGUGAAUUUGUAAAAAUUCUCUUUUUUUGCCAUUGUCAUAAUUCCUUGAUAUUGGAUGCCAUUGUUCAUUCUUUAUAUUAUAUUCAGGACAAUUAAGCUUUCUUUUGGCUGACAGGGAAACUGCCUUAAACUAGCUUUAACCUCCCCAGCUAGGACCCCUCCUUUCUGCUAGCAAAGAGAAAGCCUCGUAUUUAUUAUGUGUCAAUUUGAAAUGUUUCUUUUGCAUUCAGAGAACACUUUUUACUUUUGUACAAAAGCAGGGAAGACUCUGAUUAAACUUUAUUCAGAAAGCUCUGGAUGCCCCUUCGCCUGCGUAUAAAUUGGUAAAUGUCUUAAAAUAAGAAUAUAGGUAUAUGUAUGUGUAUGCUGUAAAAUCUCUAAAGGUUUGUUCUAAACAUCUUAUCAGAAGAGAAUAUCGCUUUGCUUGUAAAGGAUAAUGUGCACAAUGCACACUUGUUGGUUUCUAAUGACUUUUUUAAUGUUCUUUGAAUGUUACCCACCUCAUGGCAAAUUUGCCGUACCAUGUGUAAAAAUCAGUAUGCUAAUUCAAAGGUAUAUUUUAAUGUACAAUCUAAAAGAUUGUUUUCCUCAUUUGCUUAAAUAAGGUUUAGUUGUCCUUUAAUGUAUUAUUGAUUAUGAUAGUUUAGUUUUUAUUUUAAUUUUGUUUUGGGUUUUGGAAGGUUGGUGUGUUAGUUUUGUUUUGGUUUUUUGUUGUUGUUUUUUUGCACUGUGUGUAAAUGCAAUUUUGCUAGCACAAAAAAAUUUGCCAAUAGUUGUUUCAGCUCUGUCACUGUAAAUGCCCCUUGGCCUUUUUAUGGUCCUUAGUCUUGCUCCUGGGAAGGGUUACAUCUUCUGUUCUUCUCCGCCUUUUAUUGUGAUAUAUUUAGCUGCCUUUAUAUGCAAAUAAAAUUGCAAAGUUUUUACUUAAUAUA
Molecule: messenger RNA, 2280 nt
Organism: Electrophorus electricus (electric eel)
Lineage: Eukaryota; Metazoa; Chordata; Actinopteri; Gymnotiformes; Gymnotidae
Gene: mpped2a
Product: metallophosphoesterase domain containing 2a
Molecular function (GO): hydrolase activity
Source: RefSeq, a predicted model, not a curated record